Penicillium daleae is the source of this 555-nucleotide messenger RNA. RefSeq names its product putative DNA polymerase delta subunit 4. The transcript is spliced from 3 exons. The record is from RefSeq and is a predicted model, not a curated record. The coding region runs from base 1 to 555 and encodes 184 amino acids. Gene Ontology annotation, biological process: DNA-templated DNA replication; DNA synthesis involved in DNA repair. Lineage: Eukaryota; Fungi; Ascomycota; Eurotiomycetes; Eurotiales; Aspergillaceae. Gene Ontology annotation, cellular component: delta DNA polymerase complex. Gene Ontology annotation, molecular function: DNA-directed DNA polymerase activity.
AUGCCUCCCCGCCGCCGAGCCGCCGCACCAGGCGCCCAGUCAACCCUCUCCUUCGGCAAUCGGUCCCGAGUCACCAAACCAUCCAGCACCCCGACCGCAAUCCACAAAGCCAAGACUCUCGAUUCUCCCGUCCAAGUCUCGCCAUCGGGGACCCCAGAGCCCCAGUCGGUCCUAGCAGAUGCGCACCCCUCAAAGCCUCAUGUCGCCGAGCUCGCAGUCCGACAACAGGCAGCCACACAACUGAAGGAGCCCUUAUCCGCGGAAGACGAGCGGGCCUUGAAGCUGAGCAAAAAGGACUUGCAGUCAUACUGGAGGAAGGAGGAGCAAAAGCGGAAGGCUCCACGGGUUCACCAGGCGGAUUUGGAUCUGGAGGAGAAGAUUCUUCGUCACUUUGACCUAUCUAGUCAAUAUGGGCCGUGCAUUGGUAUCGCUCGAGUCAAGCGCUGGCGACGGGCGAAUAUGUUGAAGUUGAACCCGCCUAUCGAGGUUCUAGCUGUUCUCUUGCAAGAUGGGAAGGUGAAGGAGCGGGCGCGUAUGGAUGAACUGCUCUCGUAG